AUGGAUUGGACCAACACCAAUGCGAGGCGACAGCAGCAGCACCACCUUGUAUCUCGACCUGAACCUUCCUUUGGUUUCCUCUACAACUCUAACUUCGACCACAUUCCUCAUCCUGGAAUGGAAAUGAAGUACUCGGACACACCACAAGGAUCAGCACCUUCUUCCAUGGAGAGGAACAGUCAUCACAUGAUGAGUUACGGCUGCAGCAGUCAAGAGAAGAAGAAGCGAUUGUCAACCGAUCAGUUAGAGUCACUGGAGAGGAGUUUUCAAGAGGAGAUAAAGCUUGACCCUGAUAGAAAGAUGAAGCUGUCGAGAGAUCUCGGCCUCCAGCCUCGGCAAAUCGCUGUUUGGUUCCAAAACCGACGAGCAAGGUGGAAGGCUAAGCAGCUCGAACGCUUGUACGAUGCCCUCAAACAAGAGUAUGACGCCGUCUCUAAAGAGAAGCAAAAGCUGCAAGACGAGGUCAUGAAGCUAAAGACUGUUCUGAGAGAAGUUGCUAGGAAGCAAGUUUCUCCGGGAUAUACUGAAAUCUCCGGCGAAGAGACGGUGGAAAGCACUUCGGUAGCUGCCACUCGAAGCUCGAACAAGGCAGGAGGGUCGAGCCAGCAUCAGAUUGCAGAGGGCACCUAUCUUUUCAAUGUUGAGGAGUAUAAUCCUGUAUCACCACCUUACUGGGGUGGCCUGCCUUCAUAUCCCUAG
Argentina anserina (silverweed cinquefoil) is the source of this 699-nucleotide messenger RNA. RefSeq names its product putative homeobox-leucine zipper protein ATHB-51. Gene Ontology annotation, molecular function: DNA-binding transcription factor activity, RNA polymerase II-specific; sequence-specific DNA binding. The record is from RefSeq and is a predicted model, not a curated record. Bases 1 to 699 code for a protein of 232 amino acids. The transcript has 3 exons. Gene Ontology annotation, biological process: positive regulation of DNA-templated transcription. Lineage: Eukaryota; Viridiplantae; Streptophyta; Magnoliopsida; Rosales; Rosaceae. Gene Ontology annotation, cellular component: nucleus.